AUGAAUCCAUUCAUAGAACCCCAAACUCCUCCACGGAGUUCCAAAAAUAGACCACAGGUUCACAUCUCAGAUAUCUCAUGUUCCACUCAGGAGACGUUGUUUCCACAAACCCCCAAUAAAAAAGAGAAAAGUCACUUGCAAACUCCCAGUACACUGUCACACUCAAAGCGAGUGCGCAACUUUCUACAAACUCCAUCAUCCGUGCAAAAGUCAAACGGAAAUUUUUUAGCCAGCCCGGAUCCAACGCCCUACAAGUCGCCCAGAAAGACCCAUCGUAGGCGGAAGAGUCAUGUAUCAGAAGCUGAGGUGGGACUCUUUGAAACACCUGCUCGCGAUUCAUCCUUUGGGUUGUUUUUGCCCACGCCUUCAACCGUAGGAUCAGGCAGAAAAUCAGGAACUGCGCGGCCUCAUCUCAAGCCUCCGCCAGUGUCAAUUGAAGCAAUUGCUGCGUUGAAUGAUAAUUUGCAUUUUGAGGACGAUUCCGAUGAUGCAACCACUACGCAGUACUCAGACGUCUUUUCUCUGCCUCCCAAGCAGGCCUCGUUCAUCUUCUCGUCGAACUUGAAAGCACAACCCAAGAUGGCUUACGAACCCGAGUCUCCAUCCAAAGGACACCGCAAGAUGCCCAUGACGCCACGCAAGCAGAUGAUAGACGAUGAGCUCAUCAAUGAAUGGCACGGAAAAUCGAGAAAUGACACUUUUAUUGCAGACGAAGUAGAGGUAAAUGAGCUUCGAGCACAGCGCAAAGAGCUAACAAAUCCAUUUGUCUCGGUCCCUGGGUCAAGUUCCCGACUGACUCAUGUGCCCAAGUCUGAUGUGGACUACAGUACCCAUGCUGAAUACAUCAACUCGAGAACUGGAGAGAAGAAGGUGGUGGAGUUGCUGGAGAGACAACGCCAAAUUCGCCCUAAAAAGCUUGACUUCUCAAGUGUGUAG
Meyerozyma guilliermondii ATCC 6260 is the source of this 936-nucleotide messenger RNA. RefSeq names its product Sol1p (gene SOL1). The record is from RefSeq and is a predicted model, not a curated record. The transcript has a single exon. The coding region runs from base 1 to 936 and encodes 311 amino acids. NCBI's taxonomy places the organism in Eukaryota, Fungi, Ascomycota, Pichiomycetes, Serinales, Debaryomycetaceae.